Messenger RNA from Parus major (Great Tit), 3571 nucleotides. RefSeq names its product leucine zipper tumor suppressor 1 (gene LZTS1). The record is from RefSeq and is a predicted model, not a curated record. The coding region runs from base 1319 to 3145 and encodes 608 amino acids. Gene Ontology annotation, biological process: regulation of dendrite morphogenesis; regulation of synaptic plasticity. The transcript is spliced from 4 exons. Gene Ontology annotation, cellular component: dendritic spine. Lineage: Eukaryota; Metazoa; Chordata; Aves; Passeriformes; Paridae.
GGAAUAAAAGGAGCAGAGUUUGGAGGGGAAAAAGAGCAGGGUUUGGGGAGUAAGAAGAACAGGGUUUGGAGGACAAAAUGAGCAGAGGGCAAAAAGAGCAGGGUUUGGAGGGAAAAAAGGAGCAGAGGGCAAAAGGAGCAGGGUUUGGAGAGGCCGGCCCCAGCUCAGGGGCUCGGGGAGAGCAGCAGGAGCUGGAGCAGAAUCGGGCAGAUGCUCACACAGCUCAGGGCAGCUUCGUCUCCUCAGCCCAGGGGUUUCAGCAGCGUUUGGGGGUCCUGGAGGCUCAGUCCGGGCUUGGUGCAGCUCCCAAGCCCAGCUCAGAGCGAGUGCUGCACUCCAGGUUCUGCACUGAGCCAUUCCUUUCAUCAAAGCACACCUCAGGUGCCCCAGGUAGCAUUUUCACCGUGGAAAUUCCCAGUUUUCCCCCCCAGGGCCACAUUCCCGGUGUCCCCAAGCCCCAAAUCGCUGAGUGGGACGGGCACAGCACCUGGCAGCGCUCGAGGGAAAGAGGAAAGAGGAGGCCGAGCCCUGAGCCGGGCUCUUGGCAGCUGCUCCGUGUUAUCCGUGCAUCUCCCAACAAACACCCAAAUGUGUGGGAGCAUCUGCACGGCGAGGAUGAAUAAUAAUCCAGGAGGGAAAAGGAGUGGGCGAGAGCUCGCGGGGAAGAAGGAAGCGCUGACAUUCCAGAGCCAGGGGGAAGAACAGGAUCGGCAGGGAGCAGAGCAGCACCGCCAGGCUCGGGAGGAAACGAGGGCUCCUGCCAGGCUGACCUGCUUGGGAAGGUGCAGGGAAAGCUGCUGCAGCGGGAAGGGGGAAAAGCCGAGGGAGAUCAGGUUGAAUCCGUGGGGGAAGGAGGCGAUGGGAGAGCGGUGCUCCCACGUGCAGGGUAGGCAUGACUGGGAUGAUGAGAUGCCAUUCAUUUUUUUCCCCCCUCUUUCUGCACAAGCCCGAGUGGGUGAAUCCACGUGUUUUCCCUGAUCCCGUGGGUUCAUCCCGCGCUGUUUGUUGGGAUCUGCCCCCCCAGGACCCCCACGCUCCCAACCUGAGGGGCUGCACCGGGUGAGCUCCACAGGCACCGCGACCAUUCCGGGAUUCCCUGAUCCAGAGGGAGCUGGAAGCCCCUGGAGGGGUCACAGACGCUGCUCGGGGAGGGGACACGGGGCUCGUGCCGACAGAAACCCCUUGAAAGGCUCAUUUGCUGCAGGCACAGAGCGACAGGGACACGCUCACAUCUCUCCUGGCUCUGUGCUCGCUCACUGGCUCGCCGCUCCCGGCCGCACCGAGGGCCGUGCUAUGAUCUGGCGGCGCCGGGAGCAGCAUGGGCAGCGUCAGCAGCCUCAUCUCCGGCCACAGCUUCCACAGCAAGCACUGCCGAGCCUCCCAGUACAAGCUCCGCAAGUCCUCGCACCUGAAAAAGCUCAACCGCUACUCGGACGGGCUGCUCCGCUUCGGCUUCUCGCAGGACUCCGGCCACAAGUCCGGCUCCAAGAGCAGCAAGAAUGAGGAUUUCUUUUACAUCAAGGUCAGCCAGAAGUCGCACGGCUCCCAGCGGCCGGACUACACCGCCCUGGGCGGCGGGGAGCUGGGAGUGCCCGCCGGGAGCAGCGGGCUGGACUUCGGGACUCCCACGCCGCAGAAGCUGAUGCCCUUCCCCAGCCAGCUGGAGGUGGGUGGGGAGAAGCCGCUGCCUCGUCCCACGGCCUUCAAGCCGGUGCUGCCACGCUCCGGGGCCAUCCUGCGCACGUCCCCCGAGAGCGGGGGGCCCCUGGGCCAGCAGCUGCACCCCCCGGAGAAGGCCAAGGAGCAGGAGCUGCGGCCGCUGCCGUGCUCGGGGGGCCUGUCCGACUCCGGCCGCAACUCCAUGUCCAGCCUGCCCACGCACAGCACCAGCAGCAGCUACCAGCUGGAGCCCCUCGUCACCCCCAUGGGCCCCAUCAGCCGCUUCGGGGGCUCUGCCCACAACAUCCUGCAGUGCGCCAUCAUCCAGGACAGCAACAUGAUGAACCUCAAGGCCAUGUCCUUCUCUGACGGCGGCAACAAGAUCCUGAACCCCGGCAAGGCCCCCCACCACCACCCCGCCGCCGAGAAAAGCACCUGUGUGCGCUCGCCCAUCGCCACGGACGAGUCCACCAUCCAGGAGCUGGAGCAGAAGCUGCUGGAGAGGGAGGGGGAGCUGCAGGAGCUGCAGUCAAGCUUCGAGGAGAAGGAAAUCAGCUCCUGCCAGGCCUACGAGGAGAAGCAGCGGCGCUGCAAGGAGGAACUGGAGGGGCUGAAGCAGAAAUGCAACAGCAAACUCAAGCAAACCUCGCAGAAGACGCAGCGGACGCAGCAGGUGCUGCACCUGCAGGUGUUCCAGCUGCAGCAGGAGAAGCAGCAGCUGCGGGAGGAGCUGGAGAAACUCAUGAAGGAGCAGAACCUGCUGGAGACCAAGCUGAGGUCCUACGAGAAGGAGAAGACCAGCUUUGCCCCGGCCCUGGAGGAGACGCAGUGGGAGGUGUGCCAGAAAUCCGGGGAGAUCUCGCUGCUGAAGCAGCAGCUGAAGGAGUCGCAGACCGAGCUCACCACCAAGACCACGGAGAUCCUGAGCCUGAAGGCGCAGCUGAAGGAGGUGAGGCUGAAGAUGGAGGGGCUGGAGAUGAAGACCCAGGAGCUGGAGGUGUCGCUGCGCACCAAGGCCAUGGAGCUGGAGGUGUGUGAGAACGAGCUGCAGCGCAAGAAGAACGAGUCGGAGCUGCUGCGGGAGAAGGUGAACCUGCUGGAGCAGGAGAUCCUGGAGCUGCGCUCCGAGCUCGCCGUGCUCCGCGAGCAGCUCAGCGAGGGGCCCCGGCCGGGCGGGGACGAUGUCCAGGCCCUGCAGGGGCAGCUGGAGAGGCUGCGGGCGGAGCUGCAGGCAGAACGCGACAACAACGAGCAGAUGAGCUGCAGCUUCCAGCAGGAGCGGCAGACGUGGAAGGAGGAGAAGGAGAAGGUGAUCCACUACCAGAAGCAGCUGCAGCAGAGCUACCUGCACAUGUACAAGAGGAACCAGAGCCUGGAGAAGAUGCUGCAGCAGCUGGCGGCGGGCGAGGACGGCAAGGAGCCCAUCGAGCUGGAGAUCCCCGGUGCCGACGUCCCCUACGAGGACAUCAUCGCCACCGAGAUCUGAGCUGCCGUCCCCUCCUCGCAGCCCGGGGAGACGCUCGGCCCCCUUGUACAGCCGAGCUGAGCCGUGUCCCCCCUGUCCCGUCGUGUUCCAGAGGUGACCAAGCCACUCGUGCCAAUGGUGACGUGCCCGCAGCUCCCCCGCCCCGGCACCGCCCCGGCACCGCCCCGGCACUGCCCCCUCUGCCCCCCGAGGAGCCGCCGGUGGGGCGGGCAGGGAUCAGGACUCCAGGGAAUUCUCUGCCAUCCAUGCCCAGGGGAUACUCCAGGCUCGGGGGAACCCAGCCUGGCCCAGCUCCGGGGAUGGCCCAGCCCAGUCCUGCCCGCUGCCAGUGACAGGGAUCAGCCCCAGUGUGUGCCCAGCUCUGGGAACGGCCCAGCUCCAGGGAGGAUCCAGCUCUGGGGAUGGCCCAGCUCCAGGGAGGAUCCA